Molecule: messenger RNA, 3608 nt
Organism: Salvia miltiorrhiza (redroot sage)
Lineage: Eukaryota; Viridiplantae; Streptophyta; Magnoliopsida; Lamiales; Lamiaceae
Product: RNA polymerase II C-terminal domain phosphatase-like 1
Exons: 17
Coding region: 480-3329 (949 amino acids)
Molecular function (GO): RNA polymerase II CTD heptapeptide repeat phosphatase activity
Source: RefSeq, a predicted model, not a curated record
ACCCUGUAAAAGGGGCGAACCCAACAAAAUAAGCGAUAAAGAGAGAGAGAGAGCAGCUGCCACCCUCUAUAAACUUUUCGAAUCUAGGGUUUUCUUCAGAGUCGUCACGCACAGUCCUACACCUAAAAUCUCAAAAUCUGAUCUAAAUUUCACAAAAUCUGGAAUUCAACCAUCAUCACAGGCCAAAAAUCGUCGUCCAAAUCUUGAUCUGAAAACCCUAACAUUUCAGUUAUUCCUUCUCACCGCCGAUUUCUUUACCAUUCGAUCUAUAAAUCUGGAAAGGAAAACGGACAGAUGAAUAUACAGCUAAAGGAGAAAGGGUAUUUGGUUGAUUGAUCUAUUGAAAUAUUGAAAAAAAUUUCUCCAAAAUUGCCCGACGUUGCGAAAUCGGGGGAAUUGACUGAAAGAAAUUCAAUUUUUUUUUUUCAUUAUACAUCUCUCUGUAUUUUUCUCUUUAAAGAUUAAUUUUGGGUGGAUAAAUGUAUGGAAAAGUGGUGGUGGUGUAUGAAGGGGAGAGAUUGCUGGGAGAGGCAGAGUUGCAGCUGCAAGACGGCGGCGCCGGAUUGUUUAAGGCGGAGGAGAUUCGGGAGAUUCGCGUCUCCCAUUUCUCGCCGCCGAGUGAGCGGUGUCCGCCACUCGCCGUGCUACAUACCGUAAACUCCGCCGGAAUAUGCUUCAAAUUGGAAUCUACAGCCAAGAAUGUGGAAUCGCCGCUUUCUGUUAUGCACGCCACCUGCCUCAGACAGAACAAGACGGCUGUGGCAUCUAUUGGAAGAGAGGAGAUUCAUUUGGUGGCAAUGCAUUCAAGAAACUAUGGACAGACCCCUUGUUUUUGGGGGUUCAAUGUGGCAUCAAGUCUGUACAAUUCUUGCCUUGCUAUGCUAAAUCUCAGAUGUCUUGGCAUUGUAUUUGAUCUUGAUGAAACAUUGAUAGUUGCAAAUACAUUGCGUUCGUUUGAGGAUAGGAUAGAUUCACUGCAGCGAAAAAUAAAUUGCGAGACUGAUCCACAGCGCAUUGCUAGCAUGCUAGCAGAGGUUAAGCGCUAUCAGGAUGAUAAAUAUAUUUUGAAGCAAUAUGCGGAAAGUGAUCAGGUAAUAGACAAUGGGAAGGUAAUCAGGUCAGAGUCUGAGGUGGUUCUCGCUUUGUCAGACAAGCAACAAACAAUUGUUCGUCCACUCAUCCGACUACAAGAUAGAAAUAUUGUUCUUACUCGCAUUAAUCCACUGAUACGUGAUACAAGUGUUCUUGUGAGAUUAAGACCUGCAUGGGAGGAUCUUAAAAACUACUUGAUUGCUAAAGGCCGAAAGCGCUUUGAGGUUUUUGUUUGCACUAUGGCAGAAAAAGACUAUGCCUUAGAAAUGUGGAGACUUCUGGAUCCCGGUUCGAAUUUGAUAAACCCAAGGGAGCUUUUGGACCGCAUUGUGUGUGUCAAGUCUGGUUGUAAGAAGUCACUGUUCCAUGUUUUUCAAGAUGGAAACUGCCAUCCUAAGAUGUCCUUGGUAAUCGAUGACCGUCUAAAAGUGUGGGAUGAGCAAGAUCAACAGAGAGUGCAUGUUGUUCCUGCAUUUACACCCUAUUUUGCACCUCAAGCUGAGGCCAACAACAGUAUCCCUGUGCUCUGCGUAGCAAGAAAUGUAGCUUGCAAUGUCAGAGGUGGUUUUUUUAAAGAGUUUGAUGAGGGUGUAAUGCAAAGAAUUUCUGAGGUUGCAUAUGAAGAUGAUAUCAAGAACUUGCCUUCUGUACCUGAUGUGGGCAACUACUUAGUUUCCGAGGAUGACCCAUUGGGUUCUAAUGGCAACAAGGAUUCAGUUGCUUUUGAUGGAAUGGCAGAUGCUGAGGUGGAAAGGAGAUUGAAGGAGGCAAUGUUAGCUUCUUCAACUGCUCCUAAUGCAAUUAUGAAUUUAGACUCAAGAAUAGUCUCAGCUCUCCAGUUUGCCACACCUUCAACGUCUUUUGCAGUUCAUCCACCAACUAUACAAGGGCCAGCAAUGCCUUUGCCAAGUAAGCAAUUACCUCAAGUUGCAAAACUGUUUAGAACACCAUCAGCUGGACCUGGGCAAGCAGAAAAGACAUUGCACAGUUCUCCUGCGAGGGAAGAAGGUGAGGUACCAGAAUCUGAAUUAGAUCCUGAUACUAGGAGGAGACUGCUCAUUUUGCAACAUGGUCAAGACAUGAGAGAACAGCCUCCAAAUGAAAAUCAGUUUCCUGCUCGACCGCCUGCACAGGCACCCUUACAAAGAGUUCGUCCACAAGGUUGGUUUCCUGCUGAAGAGGACAUGACCCUGAGACAAUUGAACCGGGUGUCACCACCUCUGGAGUUCAAUGCUGAGGCUCUUCCAAUUGACAAUAAUCAGGCUCGUAAGUCAACCUUUCUACAUGAACUGCAAACUUCCAUCCCACCUGCCAGGGUUCGUGAGAACCAGAGGCUGCCGAAGGAGGAACUCCCACAACAAGACCAUUUAAGAUUGAAUGGACCAUUGCCUGAUUUUCGUUCUAUUUCUGGUGAGAAUAGUCCUGUGGCUCAAUUGUCUUCAUCAAACAAGGACCUUGAUCUUGAAGCUGGGCAAAUUGAUCCAUCUAGUGCAACUUCUGCAGGAGUUUUACAGGACAUUGCUUUUAAGUCUGGAACACAGGUGGAGUUCAGGCAAGCUUUAGUAUCGAGCACAGAACUGCAGUUCUCUGUGGAGGUUUUCUUUGCUGGUCAGAAAAUUGGCGAAGGAAUUGGUAGAACAAGAAGGGAAGCACAAUGUCAGGCUGCAGAAGGAUCUCUUUUCUAUUUGGCUGAUAAAUACUUGUCCCAAGUUAAUCAUGAUUCCAGCAACAUGCCUGGAAACGGGAUUAGUCAUGGUAGACUGAAAGACAAUUAUCUCAUUGAUGAUGUGAGUUCUCGUGAGGCUACACCCUCAAGAGCAUCAGUGUCACCAAGGAUUCUAGACCUGAGAAUUGAGGCCUCCAAGAAGUCAACAAACUCAAUAUCUGCUCUUAAAGAAUUAUGCAUGAUGGAAGGCCUUAGCUUAGCAUAUCAAACCCAACCUCAGUUCUCAGCUCAUUGGGGCCAGAAAAACGAAGUGUAUGCCGAGGUUGAAAUUGACGGGCAAGUACUAGGCAAAGGAAUUGGGUUAACAUGGGAUGAAGCUAAAUCAAAGGCUGCAGCGACAGCUCUUGGUGCUGUGAAAUCCAUGUUUGGUCAGUAUCCUCACAAACGCCAGGGUUCUCCGAGAUCUAUGCAGGAGAUGUCGAGUAAGAGGCUGAAACCAGAACCCUCGCGAGUGCUGCAGCGGAUGCCAUCAUCCGCCCGUCCCCCGAAGAAUGCUCCUCCUGUUCUGUGAACCUCUGCUUCACUAUUCUGCCUUCUCACAAAAGCGCAGUGCCAGAAUGGGCAACGUGAUGGGGAAUUCUAUGAACUGGGUGGCUGAGAUUGAACUGCAGCCAUCAAGUUUGCUCGUGGCCCUCGUCUCUGGCUACCGGCUAGACUUGCAGAAGCCGACCCUGCCCUUUUGUUUUAGUCGCUUCGUGCUUCUAGCGGAAAAUUUGUUGGAAUAAAUAGUUUAUUUAAUGCCAUAAUUGCUUUGGUAAUUAAUGGAAUUAAAUGAUAUUUUUGGAAUCUA